AACUCAAAACUCUUGGGACCUCCCCAGUACAUUAUGUCAGCUGUCAAGAACACCAAAUUCAUAUCUGCAGUGUUCCUUCUCACUGGGAUACCUGGGCAGGAAGACGUCCAUCUCUGGAUCUCUGUCCCCUUCUGCUUAGUGUAUGUUAUUUCAAUAGUAGGAAAUUCAGUCAUUCUGUUCAUUAUAAAAACAGAUCUAAGCCUCCAUGAGCCUAUGUAUAUUUUCCUUUCCAUGUUGGCCGUCACAGACCUUGGCUUAUUAUUAUCCACCAUACCAACAAUACUGGGCUGUUAUGACAUGGGCGUCUACUUGUUUAAAUGCAGGGAGAUCAGCCUUGAUGCCUGUUUUGCCCAGCUGUUCUUCAUCCACGCAUUUCAAUUAGCUGAAUCCGCCAUACUCUUGCUGAUGGCCUUUGACCGCUUUGUCGCAAUCCGGGACCCGCUGAGAUAUACUUCCAUCUUAACCCUGCCAAGAACAGCCAAGAUGGGACUGGUGUUUGUUAUAAGAGGAGUGGCCAUAGUAUUCCCAGUCCCCUUUCUCCUGAAACGGUUCCUAUACUGUCGAGCCAAUGUCCUCUCCCAUUCCUACUGCCUGCACCAGGACGUCAUGAGGCUGGCUUGUGCGGAUAUCACAGUCAACAACAUCUAUGGCUUGUGUGUUAUGCUCUUAACGGUGGGGUUGGACUUGCUGCUCAUUUUCCUCUCUUACGUGAUGAUCCUCAAAACAGUGCUGAGCAUCGCAUCCCAAGCGGAGUGCCUCAGGGCCCUGAACACCUGCAUCUCCCACCUCUGCGCCGUCCUGCUGUUUUACACGCCAGAAAUUGGCCUGACUGUGAUACACAGUUUUGGGAAAAACAACUCAUUACCCUGGCUUCAGGUUCUCCUGGGAUACAUCUCCCUGCUGGUCUCACCCCUGAUGAACCCGGUCGUGUACAGUGUGAAAAGCAAGCACCUUCGUGCGAGGAUAAUCAGGGUGUUCAUGAAGUGA
Gopherus flavomarginatus (Mexican gopher tortoise) is the source of this 987-nucleotide messenger RNA. RefSeq names its product olfactory receptor 51G2-like. The record is from RefSeq and is a predicted model, not a curated record. Gene Ontology annotation, molecular function: G protein-coupled receptor activity; olfactory receptor activity. The transcript has 3 exons. Bases 34 to 987 code for a protein of 317 amino acids. Gene Ontology annotation, cellular component: membrane. Gene Ontology annotation, biological process: G protein-coupled receptor signaling pathway. Lineage: Eukaryota; Metazoa; Chordata; Testudines; Testudinidae.